This is a messenger RNA of Branchiostoma floridae (Florida lancelet), 1559 nucleotides long. RefSeq lists its product as uncharacterized. The coding region runs from base 13 to 1233 and encodes 406 amino acids. The transcript has 10 exons. The record is from RefSeq and is a predicted model, not a curated record. NCBI's taxonomy places the organism in Eukaryota, Metazoa, Chordata, Leptocardii, Amphioxiformes, Branchiostomatidae. Gene Ontology annotation, molecular function: zinc ion binding; metalloendopeptidase activity.
CACACGACAAGCAUGCUGGGGAAACUGCUGCUGACCGCCGCUGUGGCGCUCGCCGCCAUUCACGGGUCCGCCGCACAAGGCGACAAGCCCACAUCGUGCGUGGAAGCUAAAUCUCUACUCUCCAAUGCCAACGACGGAGAGUACACACUCUACCCUUUUUCGACGGACAGUGAUGUAUCCCUCCGCGUCUAUUGCCAUGACAUGGCAUCUGCGGAACCUAAAGAGUUCCUGACCCUACCGUCCGGUCCUGAUGAGAACUAUGCCAUUUUCUUUGCCGACCGACUGAGCAACGCAUAUCAGUGGCAAUGCACCGGUCCGUUUCAGGGCCAAUAUGCUGCACGUGGGACCACGAAGUUCAGCAAGCUCAGAAUCCAGUUUGAACCGUCCAGGAUCGAAGUUAUUGGAAAUGACUACACCUUUGCUGAAACCACUGGGCCCAAUGAUAUUGCUUACGGGCAAGCAGGCGACUGUUAUUCAGCGAGACAGGGAUGUGCAAAGGGAACGUUCAAAGUGGAUCUGACUGGGACCGGACUUGAGCUGGACCCAGAAGUCCACUGGGUCAUGGGUCCCACCUACCCAGGAUCUCUGACCAUCAACGACAUGUUUAUCUCGGAGGAUAGAAAGGUUGCCUCUGCCCGAUGUGGUGGAUGGUGUGGUUCCUGCAGGCCCGAUGGAGGGGAAAUAUAUCUGACACCCUCAAUAGUUCCCUGUGCCAUUGACAUCGUUCUUGUUCUGGACGUUUCUUCGAGCAUCUCACAGGACCAGUUCCUCCUGGCCCGGGACUUCAUGAUGGAUUUUGUCGACUGUGCUGCUUUUGAAGGAAAGGAUGUCAGGGUUAGAGUCAUCAGCUACACCUGCGAAGCGCACACCUACUUCAGCCUCACACCAAUCACCGUGGGGAUGUCGUACGAAAUCGAGCACCUCAUGAGGGGCGACGGAGGCGGCGAGACCCGGACUGGCCACGCCAUCUACCACAUGCGCCACACGUCCAAAUUCGGAGCGGAAUCCCAUCACGCAGCCGUCAUCCUGACAGACGGACAGUCCGAUGAUGACGCAAUAGCCGAGGCUGAGGAUGCUCGGGACGCAGGGAUCGAUCUGUACGCCGUGGUAGUCGGGAACUUUCAGAACAGGGCUUCGUUUCCGGCCAUGACCAACGACCCCGACCGAGUGUUCGACACCAGCCAAGCCUGCGACGCGGCGCAGAAAAUCGUGGACGAUCAGUGCGGCAUGUAGAAUAAAACACAACGGAGACAUCCGGACCGUGUGACCUGACCCGACCUGACCUGACCUGACCUGACCCGACCUGACCUGACCGCUGAUGUGGACUGUCAAACAGACAUCCAGUAAUCUCCAAGCAGAUGGGUGACAAAUCUAAACAUUCCCCGACUGCCCAAAUUUUACCCACUUCUCUUUAAACACCUGCUUGAUGAUUAGUCAUUUGAAAAUCAAACCUUAAGAUAAAUACCGUAGUGAGCUAAUGCUAUAUUUAAGCUUUGCUGAAAUCAGGAAUUCUAUUUCAACUAAAUUGACCCAAUAGGGAAGAGGGGGCAUCCCAACCA